Molecule: messenger RNA, 1665 nt
Organism: Orycteropus afer afer
Lineage: Eukaryota; Metazoa; Chordata; Mammalia; Tubulidentata; Orycteropodidae
Source: RefSeq, a predicted model, not a curated record
AUGCCGGCCAGCUGCACUGCACACUUAGCCCUGCCCAGUGGCUGCAUUCUUUUGCAGGAGAAUCUGUGGUACCAGACUGACAGUGUCAGCAUCACCUGCAUUGGCUGGAGAUGUGUCCGCUCGGGCCCUCGCCCAGACCUACUGCAUCAGCCUGUGCACUCUAACAAGAUCCGGAGGGCAGAGCCCCAGAGCAGCCCCUUGGUCCCAGAUCAGGAUGGCCCCUCACAAAAGCUGGGUCAACGUCUGGCUGCUGAGGCCUUGGGUACCAACAGCUGGGAGAGAGACAAGGCCUGCCGGGAACUGAGUCCUGCUAGAGCACGCAGCGCCUCCCGUGACAAAGACUUAACGCCACCGCCUUCCUCCAGGGGUAAGAAGAAAAAGAAGAAAUCCACCCGGAAGAAGAGAAGGAGGUCUCCAUCAUAUAGCCCAUCGCCUGUCAAGAAAAAGAAGAAGAAAAGUUCCAAGAAGCAUAAGCGACACAGGUCAUUCUCCAAGAAGAGAAGGCACAGCUCCUCCAGCCCCAAAAGCAAAAGAAAGGAAGAGAGGAGGCACAAAAAACAAUCUCGAAGCCGGCCCCGAAAGUCCCACCGCCACCGCCAUCACCGCUGUCACUCACGGUCCCAGAGCUCAGCGUCGCGGUCCUCGAGCUGUGAGAGCAGGCACCGUGGCCGGUCCCCUGAGGAAGGGCGGAAGUCCCGAAGGAGGCACUCCCGCCGCUGCUCCAAGACCCUCUGCAAGGCCAGCCCCGAAGCCCGGUCCAGCCACCCACCCAGCCAGCCCCUGCAGAUGCUCCGCCUCCUGUCAGCCAGGGGUGUAAUCACUGGGUCGGGGUCUGCUGCUGACCUCUUUACCAAAACAGCCAGCCCGCGCCCCACCUCGCGAGGAUGCUCCCAGGAGUAUGACUCAGGCAACGACACCUCCUCACCACCCUCCACGCAGACCAGCUCGACCAGGUCACGGGGUCAGGAGAAGGGGAGCCCCAGUAGGGGCCUGAGCAAGAGCCAGGAACUCAACAGUGGCAACACUUCUGAUUCAGGGAACUCCUUCACCACCUCCUCCCCCCAGAACAAGGGGGCAUCUUUGGAGAAUCUCUCCCCCACCACCAGGGGCAGAGAGUCAAGAGGCUUCCAAUCCCCGUGCCUGGAAUACUCCGAGGUGAAGAAGUCCAGUCUGGUCCCAUCCACAGCCCGGAGCUCCCCCACAGGAAGGUGCUCCCGCAGCUCUUCCUAUAUCAGCAGCCGCUCCUCCAGCCACUCCUCCCACUCCCCAAACCCCAGGGCCUCCCCCAGGUAUACGCGGAGCCAAUCCACCUCCUCUGGGAAAAGACGUCGGUCCUACUCGCCCAUGAGGAAGCGCAGGAGAGACUCCCCCAGCCACCUGGAGGCCCGCAGGAUAACGAGUGCCCGGAAACGCCCCAUCCCCUACUACCGGCCCAGCCCCACCUCCUCGAGCUGCCUCAGUAGCGCCUCCUCCUGGUAUAGCAGCAGCAGCAGCCUCUCCACAAGUCGCAGCUACUCUCGGAGCCGGAGCCGGAGCCGGAGCCGGAGCCGGAGUCAGAGUCGGAGCAGGACCCGCAGUAGCAGCAGCUCCAAUUCCCGGAGCCGGAGCCGGAGCCGGAGCCGGAGCUACAGCUCAGCAGACAGCUUCUCCAGCACGAGGCGCUAA